This is a messenger RNA of Sodiomyces alkalinus F11, 1074 nucleotides long. RefSeq names its product phosphopantetheinyl transferase. NCBI's taxonomy places the organism in Eukaryota, Fungi, Ascomycota, Sordariomycetes, Glomerellales, Plectosphaerellaceae. The transcript has 2 exons. Gene Ontology annotation, molecular function: holo-[acyl-carrier-protein] synthase activity; magnesium ion binding. The coding region runs from base 1 to 1074 and encodes 357 amino acids. The record is from RefSeq and is a predicted model, not a curated record. Gene Ontology annotation, cellular component: cytosol.
AUGCCUUCAUCCAACUCCCCUCCGCCAGGUGCCGGAGAAGCUUCAAAGCCAACCAUCAUCCAAUGGAUCGUGGACACACGCCCUUUAUGGCCCAAAGCCACUGAGACCAAACACCUCGAACAAUCCGCCUCUCGAGCACUCGCCCUUCUCAAUGCAGACGAACGCACCACCGUGCUCAAAUACUUCCACGUCCGAGACGCCAAGCUCUCCCUUGCCUCGCACCUCCUCAAACGCUACGUCGUGUCCCGCUUCUGCUCCGUCCCGUGGUCCCUCUCCACGCCCUCCCGCGACCCCGCGACGGGGAAGCCACGCUGGCAAGACCCGCAAGGCCGCGAACCUCUCCGUUUCAACGUGAGCCACCAGGCCGGCCUCGUCGCCCUCUUCGCCGUCCACUCCAACAACGACUCCGACCACGGCCACGGAAACGGAAACGGAAACGGAGAUGGUCCGGAAGUAGGCGUCGACGUGGUCUGCACCUCCGAGCGCUUCGACCGCGACCUCGCCUCGCUCCUCCCGGACCCCGUCGCCUCCUGGCCCGCCUUCGUCGACGUGUACGCCGAGGUCUUCUCCCCGCAAGAAGUGGCCUACCUGUGCCGCGACGUCCCCCGCCUCCUCCCCCCCCGGUCUAAACUCGGCCCUACCGUCUCCGCCUCCCCCCGCGCUUCCCCCCGCGAGGUCGCCGCGUUCCUGCUCCGCUACUUCUACGCGGCCUGGUGUCUGCGCGAGGCGUACAUCAAGAUGACGGGCGAGGCCCUCUUGGCCCCCUGGCUGCGCGACCUCGAGUUCCGCGGGUUUCGCCCGCCCGAACCCGAACAGGAUUUCGUGGGUGACGAGGGACUGUGCAAGCGCGGCGAGGAGGUGGCGGACGGGACGGUGGUGAGGGGGCAUGAGAUCUACUUUGAGGGUCGACGGGUCGAAGAUGCCAAUGUGUGUUUGCGAGCGCUGGGCCACGACUACAUGGUCUGCGCUGCGGUGCGGACGCCCCGUCAUAAGGAGGACGGGCUGGGGUUUCGGUUGGGUGACUUUGAGGCUGUAAGCAUGGAUGAGAUAGUAGAGUUUGGCGAAGCACAUUGA